AUGACCUCAGCUGAGGCCAGUGCAAAGGGUAAAAUGUUCCUCAGCUGCACAGCCGGGAGACGGACACAGAAGUUCACGGGGCUGGAGAAGGUCCCUGGGCUGCAGCAGGAGGAGCGGGGACAGGCAGAGAGCCCGGUGUCCCCAGUGCUCUGCCCGGGAAGUGGGAUCUGCUGGCUGCAGCAGGGGAAGGAGGCCAAGUGCACCAUGAUCCUGAAGACAGGCGUGACGUGGGAGGAGUGCUGUGCCAACGGCAACGUGGACGUGGCUUGGUCUAACUACACCUACCCUGGCAACAAGAUCAGCCUGCUGGGCUUCCUGGGGCUGGUGACCUGCCACCCCUGCAAAGAGAGCUGCGAGGGGGUGGUGUGCGGCCCCGACAAGGUCUGCAAGAUGAAGCACGGGCGUCCCCAGUGCGCCUGCGCCCCCGACUGCUCCAGCCUGCCCCGCAAGCUGCAGGUCUGCGGCUCCGACGGCUACACCUACCGCGACGAGUGCGACCUGCUGACGGCCAAGUGCAGAGACCACCCCGACCUGGAAGUGAUGUACCAGGGCAAAUGCAAAA
Messenger RNA from Charadrius vociferus (killdeer), 562 nucleotides. Its product is annotated as follistatin-related protein 3-like. The record is from RefSeq and is a predicted model, not a curated record. Gene Ontology annotation, molecular function: protein binding; activin binding. The annotation marks the transcript as partial. The transcript is spliced from 3 exons. Lineage: Eukaryota; Metazoa; Chordata; Aves; Charadriiformes; Charadriidae. Gene Ontology annotation, biological process: negative regulation of activin receptor signaling pathway; cell differentiation; regulation of BMP signaling pathway.